Puccinia graminis f. sp. tritici CRL 75-36-700-3 is the source of this 2067-nucleotide messenger RNA. RefSeq lists its product as uncharacterized. The transcript has 11 exons. Gene Ontology annotation, molecular function: mannosyl-oligosaccharide 1,2-alpha-mannosidase activity; calcium ion binding. Gene Ontology annotation, cellular component: endoplasmic reticulum; membrane. Gene Ontology annotation, biological process: N-glycan processing; carbohydrate metabolic process. Bases 46 to 1776 code for a protein of 576 amino acids. Lineage: Eukaryota; Fungi; Basidiomycota; Pucciniomycetes; Pucciniales; Pucciniaceae. The record is from RefSeq and is a predicted model, not a curated record.
CGGAGUAGUUCUCCACGCGGAACGGGCAAGAACGAGUUCAGUUGAAUGAUGUCAGACCUACGCCACCGAGGUCAUACCACCAUCUCAUCAGCGGCUCAACAGAAACAAUCCAUAACCUCGGGCCGAUCGAAGAAGGAGCCAGAAUCUCAAGGCAGAAGGAACCUGGUCGUAGUCUUCCUGUUGGCCGUCGGAUGUCUGCUAGUUUAUUACCGUCGACUGUCUCCCACCGCCCAGCCAGAGUCAAUCUCGGACCGGACAUCAAAUACCUUCAACCGCUAUCCGCUACCCACCCUGCCAUGGGAGUCCAGUGCACGUUCAGCCAUCAAGACAGCGAUCAAAAACUCGUGGCGGGCUUAUGCGGAUAGUCCUGCGUGGGGAUCCGAUGAAUUUCAUCCGAUCAGUCAAACAGGAUCCAACCUGACCAAGGCUGGAUCGAUCGGCUUCUUCAUUGUGGAUGUAAUCGAUACUAUUCUACUGACCGGUGACAUGGACGAAGAGUAUCAGCGUGCGAGGAAAUACGUCGAAAGAGAUCUGAGUUUCGAUGUAGAUGGUGAUCUGAACGCGUUUGAAACAACGAUCAGAAUCCUUGGUGGUCUUUUGUCGGUCUAUCAUCUGUCUGGUAACGAUACCAUCUACUUGGAGAAAGCUAUCGACCUGGGAACUCGACUCUUACCAAUAUUUGAUUCACCCACUGGAAUUCCGUAUUCAUUUAUCAAUCUUAAGACGGGUAAAGCCACACCAGACAGAGAUAAUGGAGGAUACAGUAGCCUGGCAGAAGCAACGACUAUACAGCUCGAGUUUAAGUAUCUAGCUGAAUUGUCUCAAAAACGCAUUUUUUGGGACGUCGCCGAGGGGGCCAUGAAAGUAUUCAAGCAUGCAGAGAGCCACCAUGGUCUCUUCCCCAUUCUAGUUUCUCCCCAAGAUGGCUCUUUUUUUUAUGUUAUUCGAUUGGGCUCCCGGGGUGAUUCAUAUUAUGAGUAUUUAAUCAAGCAGUACCUCCAAACGAAUCGCACUCAAGGUGUUUACAGGGAGAUGUAUGACGAAGCUAUGACAGGGGUGAAAGAAGAAUUGGUUCGUGAAACUCCUGGUGGGGUCGUGUAUGUUGGUGAACUUCAUCCAAGCCGGAAAUCUUACCGUUUUCUACCGAAACAAGAUCAUUUGGUUUGUUUCUUGGGGGGCUUGUUACUCUUGGGAGUCACGGAAGGUGAUCGAACAUUACAAGACCAGGAUGUUUUGAAGUUGCCGGACUCCAACCAAGAAGAUUGGGUUCUGGGAAAAGAGCUUAUCAAGUCUUGCGUAAAUACCUACGAACUGUCAAAGACCGGAUUGGGACCCGAAAUUGUGCAUUUCAUCAACCGACCAGAAGAUUUUGACAAAAUCAAAAAACGAGAGUGGGGUAUUCCUAACUACAGCCCUCGAUCUCCACCACUUGAUGCUCGCAAUAUUUUAAGGCCAGAAACAGUAGAAUCAUUAUUUCUGGCGUGGAGGACAACUAAGGACCCAAUAUAUCGCGAGUGGGGAUGGCAGAUAUUCCAAGCUUUUGAUGAACAUUGUAAAGUCAAAGCCACGGGUGCAUUUUCCUCCAUCAAGGACGUGGAGCAGAUCCCCGCUCCAAGGGAAAACAAAAUGGAAACCUUUUGGCUUGCUGAAACAUUGAAAUACCUUUUACUUUUAUUUUCCGAUGAUUCACUUAUACCUUUGAACUCUUAUGUCUUCAAUACAGAAGCCCACAUUUUCCCAAUAUUUACUCCUAGCUUCAAAUCGGAGGAAGAUUAAAUCCAAAAUGAAUCAAUCAAUCAUUGAUAGAUUAUGCCAUCCUUUCCUCCCUAUGUAAUGAUGCCUUAAACCUGUUUGAUAGCGCAUUUUUAUGACUACGACCCUCAUAUUGUUCUUUGUUCUUGCUUCUUGUGCAUACAUCCUCCCAUCUUUCAUUGGUUCUCCUUUUUGUCCUGAUCGGUUGUCAGUCCAGGAUAAAUCCCCUCGACUAAGCAUCUCAUCUCACUAAUCGAAUCUUGCUAAUCUAGAAAGAAAUAACACAUAGAUGAUACUCCGAAGAUGUCAAUUCCG